AUGCGGACCCUGCUACUCCCGGUGCUCUCCAUGCUACUCCUCGUGUUGCGGGGGGUGGUACUGCUGCUAAAGGGAUGUGCGAUUGGAAGAUGGAACGUCGCCGAAGAAUUGACGGCUGAUUGUCUGUCUUCGAUUCGCAGGCCGCGGGGGUCGGCUGGAAUCUCGCCACCGGGUCCUCACGUGCACCAGUCUGGCGUGAUUGUCUCGUUUACCGCUAACCGCUCUUUUCAACAUGGAUCCGUAUUCAAAAUAAAGCUGCUUACG
Iphiclides podalirius (scarce swallowtail) is the source of this 264-nucleotide messenger RNA. NCBI's taxonomy places the organism in Eukaryota, Metazoa, Arthropoda, Insecta, Lepidoptera, Papilionidae. The record is from the annotation of a GenBank genome assembly.